Messenger RNA from Lasiosphaeria miniovina, 330 nucleotides. Its product is annotated as ribosomal protein L35A. The transcript is spliced from 5 exons. Gene Ontology annotation, molecular function: structural constituent of ribosome. Gene Ontology annotation, cellular component: cytosolic large ribosomal subunit; ribosome. Bases 1 to 330 code for a protein of 109 amino acids. Gene Ontology annotation, biological process: ribosomal large subunit biogenesis; cytoplasmic translation. The record is from RefSeq and is a predicted model, not a curated record. Lineage: Eukaryota; Fungi; Ascomycota; Sordariomycetes; Sordariales; Lasiosphaeriaceae.
AUGCCUACCGAAGCUGGCCACAGAUUAUAUGUGAAGGGUCGCCACCUGAGCUACCAGCGCGGCCGCCGGAACACCCACCCCCGGACCAGCCUCGUCAAGAUCGAGGGUGUCGAUGAUACCGCUGCUGCCAACUUCUACCUUGGCAAGAAGGUCGCAUAUGUCUACCGGGGCCAGAAGGAGAUUCGCGGAACCAAGAUCCGCGUUAUUUGGGGCAAGGUGACGAGACCACAUGGCAACUCGGGUGUAGUGCGCACGAAGUUCGCCACCCCCCUCCCCGCGAAGUCUUUUGGCGCGUCCGUUCGCAUCAUGCUCUAUCCCUCGUCGAUAUAA